Pteropus alecto (black flying fox) is the source of this 1726-nucleotide messenger RNA. RefSeq names its product 3-hydroxyisobutyryl-CoA hydrolase (gene HIBCH). The transcript is spliced from 15 exons. Gene Ontology annotation, cellular component: mitochondrion. The record is from RefSeq and is a predicted model, not a curated record. NCBI's taxonomy places the organism in Eukaryota, Metazoa, Chordata, Mammalia, Chiroptera, Pteropodidae. Gene Ontology annotation, molecular function: 3-hydroxyisobutyryl-CoA hydrolase activity. Bases 32 to 1225 code for a protein of 397 amino acids. Gene Ontology annotation, biological process: L-valine catabolic process.
CCCUCAGCGCCGCGUGGCGUAAUAUAACGCCAUGGGCCGCUCUGGCUCUCUGGAGGACUUGCUCUCUGUGGCCGGCGGCGCCCUGGCUACGUUGGCUUAUAGUAUUUCGGUCAGUGAGGCUCCUUGUUAUGCGCGGCAUGAUGUCGAGAGGAUGUCCAACCAUACAGCUGCAGCAGAAGUACUAUUGGAAAGAAAAGGUUGUGCAGGAGUGAUAACACUAAACAGACCAAGGUUCCUAAAUGCAUUGAGUUUUAAUAUGAUUCAGGACAUUUAUCCACAGCUAAAGAAGUGGGAGCAAGAUCCUGAAAUUUUCCUGAUCAUUAUAAAGGGAGCUGGUGAAAAGGCUUUCUGUGCUGGGGGUGAUAUCAGAGCUGUCGUAGAAGCUGUAAAGUCAGCCCCGAAGGAGGCUCAAGAUUUCUUCAGAAGAGAAUAUAUACUAAACAAUGCCAUUGGUUCUUUCCAGAAACCAUAUGUUGCACUUAUUCAUGGAAUUACAAUGGGUGCGGGAGCUGGUCUCUCAGUUCACGGACAAUUCCGAGUAGCUACAGAAAAGACUGUUUUUGCAAUGCCAGAAACUGCAAUAGGACUAUUCCCUGAUGUGGGUGGAGGUUAUUUCUUGCCAAGACUUCAAGGAAAACUUGGUUACUUUCUUGGAUUAACAGGAUUCAGGCUGAAAGGAAGAGAUGUACACAGGGAGGGGACAAGUACUCAAUGGAUUGAAAGGGAGAAGUUGGUCAUGUUAGAAGAAGAUUUGUUAGCUCUGAAAUCUCCUUCAAAAGAAAAUAUUGCAGAUAUCUUAGAAACUUACCAUACAAAGUCCAGGAUUGAUCAGGACAAGUCUUAUAUAUUUGAACACAUGGACAAAAUAAACAGUUGGUUCUCAGCCAAUACUGUGGAACAGAUCAUUGAAAAUUUACAACAAGAUGGUUCACCUUUUGCCUUGGAGCAGUUGAAGGUAAUCAAUAAAAUGUCUCCAACAUCCCUGAAGAUCACAUUAAGGCAACUCAUGGAGGGAUCUUCAAAGACUUUGCAAGAAGUGUUAACUAUGGAAUAUUGUCUGGUUCAAGCUCUCAUGGUACACCAUGACUUUCACGAAGGCGUCAGGGCACUUUUAAUAGAUAAAGACCGGAGUCCAAAGUGGAAACCAGCUAAUCUAAAAGAAGUGACUGAUGAAGAUUUGAAUAAUUACUUUAAAUUUCUGGGAAGCAAUGAUUUGAAAUUUUGAAGUGAAUUUUGAAAGUAUUAUUUUAGAGCAGGGGUUGACAAACUAUGGCACAUAGCCAGAAUCUGUCCAGCUGUCUGUUGUUCAUAUAUUCCACAAACCGAGAAUGGUUUCUGCAUUUUCAAAUGGUUGGGGAAAGAAAUUAAAGACAUAUUUCAUGAUGUGAAAAUUACAUGAAAUUCAAAUAUGAAUGUCCAUAAAAAAAGCUUUUAAAACAUAGCUGUACUCAUCUGUUCACAUAUUAUUUAUAGCUGCCAUGAGUAGUUGCAACAGAGAUUGUAAGGCCUGCAAGACCUAAAAUAUUUACUAUCUGGUUCUUUUCAGAAAAGUUUGCCAACCCAUUUUAAAAGAUGGGAAAUUUGAAGGCCUUUAGAGAUUCUCAAGUUAGUAAUCUAAUUAAAAUGGGAACUUUAGCUUUUGGUUUUGAGUAGUAGUUUAUAUGUUGAUUAAAUAAAUAUAUAUAUAUUAUAAAAAAUUAAAACCCUGAAAUUUUUUUGGAUACUG